This is a messenger RNA of Neoarius graeffei (lesser salmon catfish), 1984 nucleotides long. RefSeq names its product CMP-N-acetylneuraminate-beta-galactosamide-alpha-2,3-sialyltransferase 2-like. The record is from RefSeq and is a predicted model, not a curated record. The transcript is spliced from 6 exons. NCBI's taxonomy places the organism in Eukaryota, Metazoa, Chordata, Actinopteri, Siluriformes, Ariidae. Bases 202 to 1191 code for a protein of 329 amino acids. Gene Ontology annotation, molecular function: beta-galactoside (CMP) alpha-2,3-sialyltransferase activity.
ACACCUGAGUGACACCAGAAGGAACAUUGUCUCAGGUAUGCAGGUGCUGAUUGGAUCCUAAAUAUAAAUAAAUGUAAAUGGGCCUCAGUGCGAGACAAAUCAGAGCAGUUUUCCCCACUGACCCAGUUUAAAACAGGAUAGAGGUUUUUUUUUUUUUUAUUUUAAUUUCAUUCAUUUAUAUUCCCGGUUCCUUGCCUCUGGAUGAUGAAACGGAAGGUUUGGGUCAUUUCCAUGCCCCUGUGUAUGGUCCUCAUAUUCCUGUUCGUCCGAAUCGAAUUCAGAUCUCGUUUGCACGAUUUCGUCGAUUCCGGUGAGCCGAAGAUGUGCGCGUGCACGAGCUGCGUGAAGGAGCCGCAGAAGGAUCCGUGGUUCAUGGAGCGCUAUGACGGCCGGGUGCCAAUAUUUAUGAACAGGACCAACAGCAAGCUCAGUGAGCCCACGCAGAACUGGUGGAUGAUGCUACAACCAUACCAUAAAAUGAAAUACAGAGAUGUUGUGGAGCCUCUAUUCUUACACUUCCCUGAUAAGGAGCACUACAAUGAUGCUGGUCCUGACCGCUGCAGAACCUGUGCUGUGGUGGGCAACUCGGACAACCUGAUUGGAUCCCAUUAUGGUCACCUAAUAGAUUCUCAUGACUUCAUUAUCAGGAUGAAUCAGGGUCCCACUGUAGGCUAUGAGAGGGAUGUGGGUUUGAAGACCACACACCGAGCCAUGUACCCUGAGAGUGCUAUGGACUUGGACAACUCCACCCAUCUGGUGCUGCUGCCAUUUAAAGUUUUGGACAUGGAGUGGCUCAUUAGUAUCUUCACCACCAAAAACAUUACACGCACAUAUAAAAAUAUUAAACCAACAAUACAAGCAAACAAAGACAAGGUGAUGAUCAUGAGCCCUGAGUUCAUGAGAUAUGUCUACAAGAACUGGUCAAUGGAACAUGGGAAAUAUCCUUCCACUGGCUUCCUCACACUCAUGUUGACCCUGCAUAUUUGUGACCAGGUGAAUGUUUUUGGAUUUGGAGCAAGGAAAAAUGGAAUAUGGUACCAUUACUAUGAUAAAACAUAUCAUCAGAGUAUGCACUCAGUCGAGCACAAUGGGAACAUUGAAUACAACUUCAUGCUGGAACUUGAAAAGAGAAAUAAAAUUAAAAUGUAUAAAGGAUGGCAACAUGAGACAUACCAAAAUGUGUCAGAUUAGAUGGUUAAAGAUUUCAAGAGACAGAUCCCUCUAUGGUUCUGACCUUUAACCCUCAUUGCAUGGAUGUGGCACUGACUCAGACCAAUUCCUUAGAUUUAGUAACAAUACAACUGUAAUGCUUUGCCAGUGUUCCCAAUCAAUUAUCACCAACAAUAAAGCCUGCUUCAGAUAAAUAUAAAAUACAGAAAAGAGGGAACAUUUCAUCUGAUGCUCCCAUGUUACCUUUUUCCUACUUAUUUGUUGGUUUUAGUUUUUUGCUUUUGUUUGUUUUGUUUUAUUCAAAAUAAAUCAAAGUUUGAAAUGAAAUACUGUAUAUAGGUACACAUACUAUAUAAAUGCUAUUUGUACUGUAAAUAUACAUUUACUGUUGUUAUGCACAAUUUCUAGAAUAUUUUAUGUAUUUAAACUGUCUUUGAUCCUGGGGUGGGGGAGUAUCAUAUGCCCUAGCAGGACCUAGGUAUUUGUAAUAUUUAAUUAAUCUAUUUAAUUGGAGGUCCACAAAAGGUUUUCUCACUGAGAAAUAGCGGUAACUGGAGGACUAUACAUCCCAAUAACAUGUAGUAAGCAACAGGUUCAUCACUGAAAGAUCUAGUGGUUUUUAGGACAGAAGAUACGGGUAACUCUCCACACUGCCAAAUUCCUUAUUAAUGCUCCUCAGUAAACAUUUGAAUAUAUUUGAGUUAAGAGUCUAAUUUGCUCUGUAACACAGUGUAGUUAUAUUGUAACAACAUGCUUAUUUUUUUCAACCUGUUUGGAUGAAACAUCUCAUGAAAUUAAAGCAAUCCUUGGAAUA